Molecule: messenger RNA, 1501 nt
Organism: Juglans microcarpa x Juglans regia
Lineage: Eukaryota; Viridiplantae; Streptophyta; Magnoliopsida; Fagales; Juglandaceae
Exons: 5
Coding region: 1121-1501 (126 amino acids)
Source: RefSeq, a predicted model, not a curated record
CCCUACCCAAAAUGAGAGAAACCAGUCUACUUUUGAGAAAAGAAUUUAUCUUUGAACUAUAUAUAACCAUUGGUAACUAAUGUUUGAGUUCAUCCAACGGUCCAAAGCACAUUGUGCUAUAUUCGGUACAAAGUAUUGGAUUUCAAUCUUCAAAUUAUUCUGGUAAAAGGAAUUCUGUACGUAUUUUAAUUUUGAACCCACGAAAGCUGUAUUUUAAGAUGGUAUUUAUUAUUUUUUGGAUCAGACUUCAUUAAUAGACAUGUCUGUAAUUGUAAGCCUUAAAAUGUAACAGUGUGUAUUGGUACUUUCAACUCCCUCUCUUAUUACCAUUCCAACUUCCAAGGCAAGUUAAGUAGUCCUGGGCUAAAACUGCAACCCUGCAGCAAACAGCAGCCAUUCAUCUCCUGCCUUUUCUUCUCUCUCUCUCUAUCUCUCUCAUGCCAUACCCAAACCUUCCAAACAGGCUCUUUUUACACUACACACAAACAGACCCUCUUCUCUCUCUCUCUCUAAGAAUAACCCAGCUGGACCAAAAUUUGUACAGAAGGAAAAAAAAAAGAAGAAAAGAAAGAUAGAAUUGGAAGGACGGGAAGAAGGAAAGAAGAUAUGUCUUCUAUUGUCCUCCAACCACUGCUCUCUCCCAAAGACAAACUCUACUUACCACAAAUGCCCUUCUGCGAAUCCCAUCUUCGUCACUCGUUCCUCCCCCUCUAUCUCCAAUCUUCAUGGGCCUUUUUGGGUUCUUACAUUCAAGGACUCCGCGGAAAGAGAGCCAAACCAAGAUACACAGAGCCAUCUCUCUCUAAAAUUACCUUUUUAUUGUUAUUAUUGGUAUUAUAUCCCCUUUCUCUCUCUCUCUCUAUUAUCUCAAAUAUUCUUUUCCUACUCUUAUUAGGUGAGCUUUUACUUUGCAGUUUUGUUUGGUCUCCAAGUUUUGGUCUUGGAAUUGUGGUUUUGGUGGGUUCUCAUCAAUCUUCAGUCUUGACCUUUAUAUCUCUAAAGGUCCCAAUUCGAAUAGGAUUCGUCUAUUCCCUGACUAUCGGUUUUAGGAUCGUAUUUAAAGACGCAAUUUUGGAGUAAAGGGCGAAAGGGGUUUUCAUUUGUGUUCAUUGGGAGCGCAAUGUUGAAGACUAAGAUGAAAAGGGUCGUCUCUAUGGAUCCUUAUCAAUCUCGUCCUAUCAAUGAAGAGGCUAGGGUUAACCUAAAAUAUCAAAUUUUAUUGCAGGAGUAUUUGGAACUGCAAAAGGAAUUCAUUUCAAAGAAGAAAAGAUUGCAGAAUGCAACAGUGAAUAGAGAAACCCUUUCGGCUGAAGUCCGGUACAAUCGCCCAAAGGUGAACAAGAAUUUGUACAGCGAAAAAAUUCAGAUAUACGUUUCUAUAAUGUUGGUGAAGCUGUUCCAAAACAUCAAUCUCCAGUUCUGGAAUGACGGAGAACGGAGCCUGGACAAGAAAGAACGUAUUGUGGAGAAGCGGCCAAAGAAUCGCUUGAUCAAUAAAUAA